AUGUAUGUGAAUUGGUUUGAUACAGUAAUGUUUUACUAUGUGAUUUUAGUGUAUUUAUUGAAUGUCACAUUUUCACAUUUUUAAAUUACCCGCCGUUCCAUCCCCUUACGUCCUGACGUCGCAGGGAACGGAACCCAGAAGACAGAUGCUGGCAUCGGCUGGAGGACAUUGCCGGGGACACUGCGGGAGCGCAGGACAAGGUAAGUGAAGAAGAGAACCCGGAGCAGCGCUGCAAGGUAUUCCCGAGUGUAGCUCGGGGUUAGCGCUUGUGCUACACUCGGGAAUACCUCCAGGGAGGUUAAG
Molecule: messenger RNA, 303 nt
Organism: Staurois parvus
Lineage: Eukaryota; Metazoa; Chordata; Amphibia; Anura; Ranidae
Source: the annotation of a GenBank genome assembly